AUGGGCGUGAAAGGCUCUUCGGAAUUCGCCAAGACGACGAUCCUCUUUCCAGACUUCCAGGACAAGAAGUUUGUGCAAGGACAGUUUGUCGAUGCUCUUUGCGGAUUUUCUAACCUCGGGGACAAGUCGUUCAACAUCACCAACCUCAAGGGGUACCUCAUCUCUCCCUACGACUACAGCAUGUACAUCCAGAACUUCAGCGAGGUCCCUGCAUACACUGAGGUGAAGAAGGGAGAAGAAGGAACCCUCAUGUACCGCUUCCUCCCCGACCCUGCCUUGGAGCCCCGUGAGUAUAUGCUCACCCUGACCGUGGACUACAUCGAUGCGGACAAAGAGGAGUACCAGACUGCCUUCUUCAACAGCACCAUCGAGAUCGUUGAGUCGCAGAGUGCGCUGGACUCGCGCGUCCUGUUCGGUCGCUUCCUGACCGUCUGCUUCUUGGGCAUCCUUGGCCUCGUUGGGAACGCUGCUUACAGCAGGUUCAUGCCGAAGAGGAGGAAGACGGUAGACACUUCGGCGAGGAGCAAGGAAUCGUCCCAGAACGAGUGGCUUCAGGGAACUUUUGUGGGUGGACAGAAGAGCUCGAGCGGAAACAAGAAGAAAUCCAAGUAG
Guillardia theta CCMP2712 is the source of this 612-nucleotide messenger RNA. RefSeq lists its product as hypothetical. Gene Ontology annotation, cellular component: endoplasmic reticulum; endoplasmic reticulum membrane. Bases 1 to 612 code for a protein of 203 amino acids. The transcript has 2 exons. The record is from RefSeq and is a predicted model, not a curated record. NCBI's taxonomy places the organism in Eukaryota, Cryptophyceae, Pyrenomonadales, Geminigeraceae.